ACCGACCGAGCGCCCCCUCACUUUUUGUGACCCUCCCACCCCCCUCUCGCCCCGCAUCCGCAACGAAGGUGGAGUCGGAGCGCGGCGACACCUUGCUCGCCAAGAUGCCCAUGGAGCUGACGCAGAGCCGGAUCCAGAAGAUUUGGCUGCCGCCUGACAAUCACCCCACGUUGCCGCGCCGACUAUGUGGUCCACAGCUUACCAAUUCCCCUACCGUAAUCGUGAUGGUUGGAUUGCCGGCUCGCGGGAAAACCUACAUUUCCAAAAAACUCACCCGUUACCUCAACUGGAUUGGCGUGCCGACGAAAGUGUUCAACGUCGGCGAGUAUCGGCGUGAGGUUGUGAAACAUUACAGCUCUUACAACUUCUUCCGCCCUGACAAUGAGGAAGCCAUGAAAGUCCGCAAACAGUGUGCCUUAAGCGCCUUGAGAGACGUCAAGCUCUACUUAUCGGAGGAAGGUGGACAGAUUGCAGUUUUUGACGCUACCAACACGACCCGUGAGCGAAGAUCCAUGGUCUUGCAUUUUGCCAAAGAAAACGGAUACAAAGUGUUCUUCAUUGAGUCCGUCUGCAAUGACCCAACUGUGGUAGCAAGCAACAUCAUGGAGGUCAAGCUGUCCAGCCCAGAUUAUAAGGACUGCAACUCGACAGACGCCAUGGAAGAUUUCAUGAAGAGAAUCAGCUGCUAUCAAUCCAGUUACCAGCCUCUUGAUCCGGACGGAUACGACAGAGAGUUGUCGCUCAUCAAAGUGAUCGAUGUCGGUCGAAGGUACUUGGUGAACAAAGUUCAGGAUCACAUCCAAAGCCGGAUUGUCUACUACCUGAUGAACAUCCACGUGCAGCCCCGGACUAUCUACUUGUGUCGGCACGGCGAGAGUGAAUUCAACCUCAAAGGGAAGAUCGGGGGCGACUCGGGGCUCUCCAGCAGAGGCAAGAAGUUUGCCAGCGAGCUGAAUAAUUUUGUCAAGGAGCAAAAUCUGAAUGAUCUCAAAGUCUGGACCAGCCAUCUCAAGAGGACAAUCCAGACGGCAGAAGCUCUUGAUCUGCCCUACGAGCAGUGGAAGGCUUUGAAUGAAAUUGAUGCUGGUGUGUGUGAAGAUAUGACUUACGAUGAAAUCAAGGAAACAUAUCCGGAAGAAUUUGCUCUACGCGACCAAGACAAAUACUAUUACCGCUAUCCAUCCGGAGAGUCCUAUCAAGAUCUGGUGCAGAGGCUGGAACCGGUGAUCAUGGAGCUGGAAAGACAAGAAAAUGUCCUUGUGAUUUGUCAUCAGGCCGUCAUGCGUUGCCUGUUGGCUUACUUCCUCGACAAAAGCGCAGAAGAAAUGCCCUACCUGAAAUGCCCUCUCCACACAGUCCUGAAGCUGAGUCCUGUAGCUUACGGUUGCCGCGUGGAAUCCAUCUAUCUGAACGUUGAAGCUGUGAAUACUCACCGGGACAGACCGGAGGAUGCAAAGAAGGGAGCCCAUGCGCUCAUGAGGCGCAAUAGCGUGGUCCCUCUGGCCAGUCCAGACCCCGUCAAAAAACCACGCAUGAACAGGUUUGAGGAACAUGCCGCUGCCUCGGCCGCCUUACCGGUCCAUACCUGCCUAUCUCCAGAAGGCCCCAUCCAACUUCCCACACAACCAUUUCUGGGGAAGGCUUGCCUAACCUGAACCCUCCACACACACAACCUUGAAUCUCUUUCGGUGGUACACCGGGAACCACAGGUGGAAGCCAAGCGCCGUGGUAUCAUUCAUCCCCGAAACUUUGCAGCCUGCUCCACAACAUCUCCGUUGGACUCCAGUUGCUUUGUUGAUGAUCUCCAUCGCUGGUUUAUCUUCCCUUCUUGGACUUGAGAAAAUGGAGUGGCAGAAGGAGAAAACACCAGAGAGAGAGAAAGAAAGAAAGAAAGAAAGAGAGAGAGAGAGAGAUGGAGAAAAAAAAAAUAAAGGAAAAGAAAGAGACUCAUUUCAUCAGCAUAUAAACUGUGGAUCUGAACCUAACUUUAAAGCUGGUUUUUGUUUUUUUUCCCAUCUACAAUUUGGUAGACUCCAGCAAGCACCAAAGUGUUCCUGUACGCACCAUACGUCCUACGUGUCUUGGUGGUUAUUACUCUGUUGUUGUUUUUUAAGCAACCAGCUUGCCUUGUAGAAGAUCACUGCUGAUUCCAGCAUCUCAAAAGAUAAAGGGUUAGGGACAGCCUAGGUGGGCUUGUGGCUAAGACGGAGGCGAAGGGGAGAUGAAAAGUGUUAACAUUCAUGAGUCCGUUCCAUCUGUUCAUUUCCACCUUAGAUGUUCCCUGUGAGAGAAAGGAUCCUCCCCUGAAUUGUAGCUGUCCUUGCAGAACUGGUCCAAGACAGAGUCGAUCAGUUGAUCCCAGACCUGGCAGGGAAGAGAGAGAGGAGAGGCAAAGUUUGUCUUAGUUCCACAAGCUAAACCGCACAAACCGCACUUUUGUCAGCGAGAGCCUCUCCUCUUUUUUUAGGGGCGCAUAAAAACUUCCAUCUCCAAACAUCUGCGUCUCCGCAAAGACUGUGUCCUAACCCUGCUUUGGGGGUGGUGGUGGCUUGUGGGAAGGUCUGUUUGGAGACCAAUGAAGUCGUAAGAAGCAUCUUUAUGUUACAAGCAUCUUGCGGUGCAAACAGGGUAUGUUCCUAUCGA
Messenger RNA from Notechis scutatus (mainland tiger snake), 2643 nucleotides. RefSeq names its product 6-phosphofructo-2-kinase/fructose-2,6-biphosphatase 3 (gene PFKFB3). Gene Ontology annotation, biological process: fructose 2,6-bisphosphate metabolic process; fructose metabolic process. Gene Ontology annotation, cellular component: cytosol. Lineage: Eukaryota; Metazoa; Chordata; Lepidosauria; Squamata; Elapidae. The record is from RefSeq and is a predicted model, not a curated record. Gene Ontology annotation, molecular function: ATP binding; fructose-2,6-bisphosphate 2-phosphatase activity; 6-phosphofructo-2-kinase activity.